Pungitius pungitius (ninespine stickleback) is the source of this 990-nucleotide messenger RNA. Its product is annotated as trace amine-associated receptor 13c-like. Gene Ontology annotation, molecular function: trace-amine receptor activity. Gene Ontology annotation, cellular component: membrane. Lineage: Eukaryota; Metazoa; Chordata; Actinopteri; Perciformes; Gasterosteidae. Bases 1 to 990 code for a protein of 329 amino acids. The transcript is spliced from 2 exons. Gene Ontology annotation, biological process: G protein-coupled receptor signaling pathway. The record is from RefSeq and is a predicted model, not a curated record.
AUGAAAAGUCUUGAAGAAGAUGAACUUUGCUUUCCUCAUCUCCUCAACUCCUCCUGCAAGAGGACAGUGCAUCCUCACUUUGUAUCUACGCUUAUUUAUAUUUUAUUAUCCUCCAUAUGUUUUCUUACUGUUACUCUUAACCUGCUUGUCAUCAUCUCCAUCUCCCACUUCAAGCAGCUGCACACCCCCACCAACCUCCUCCUGCUCUCUCUGGCCGUCUCAGACUUCUUUGUGGGCCUCAUCUUGUUCUUUCAAAUUAUGGUAAAAGAUGGCUGCUGGUUUCUAGGUGACCUCAUGUGUAUGCUUUAUAUUGUUCUGGACUAUAUUGUUGUUUCUUCCUCAGUAGGAACCAUGGUGCUCAUAUCAGUUGACCGAUAUGUGGCUAUUUGUGAGCCUCUACAUUAUUCCAACAAAGUCACACAAAAGAGAGUUAAGAUCUGUGUUUGUCUGUGUUGGACAUGUUCUGCUCUCCUUUUAAUUCUGCUGCUAAAAGAUAACCUGAAAAAAACAGGCAGGUAUACCACCUGCUUUGGAGAGUGUAUCAUUGUGAUUACCUACAUUGCUGAACUUGCAGAUCUUUUUUUGACUUUUAUUGGUCCUGUUAUUGUCAUCAUAGUUCUGUACAUGAGAGUCUUUGUGGUGGCUGUGACUCAGGCUCGUGCCAUGAGGUCUCACGUUGCAGCUUUACCUCUCAAGUUUUCAAUGACCAUAACAGCUAAAAAAUCUGAAAUGAAAGCCGCCAGGACUCUUGGUGUCGUUAUAGUUGUCUUUCUAUUGUGCGUCUGCCCAUAUUAUUGUUUUGCCCUCUCAGGCCAGGACAGCUUGAUCAAUCUCUCAUCUGCUACGAUCGUGAUAUGUGUGUUUUAUUUUAACUCGUGUCUUAACCCUCUGAUCUAUGCCUUUUUUUACCCCUGGUUUAGAAAAUCUAUGAAGCUCAUUGUUACUCUUAAGAUACUGCAGCCUGGCUCAUGUGAGAGAAACCUGCUGUAG